AGCACCCAAAACGCCAACACCAACCCAUCUACCUCUUCCCCUUCCCUCGCUUCCGCCACCAACCCCUUCUAGAACCUUCUAGAACCCGCCCCAGAACCCUACCCUGUCCUACCCCCAUCCCAUGGCGUCCUCCCUCCUCUCCCGGGCCGCCGCCGCCUGCCUCCGCGGCGCCGGCUCGCGCCACAUACUGUCGCCGUCCUCCUCCUCCUGCUCCCUCCUCCUCAAGGAAACCCUCCUUCCUCUACUCAUCAUCAUCUCCACCACCGCCUCCCUCCUCGCGGGUGGGAGGGUCGGAUGGGCGCGCGCCGCCGAGUUCGGGUGCGGGGCGUCGGUUCCGGCGGCGCUGGGGGGAGUCGGGUCGUUCGGGAUCGCGGCGCGCUGCAACGCGACCUCGUCGUCGGCCGUGUCGGAGGCCGCCAGCGCGCUGCCGAGGACGGAGCCCGUGGUGUCGGCCGAGUGGCUGCACGCCAACCUCAGGGACCCAGAUGUGAAGGUACUUGAUGCCUCUUGGUAUAUGCCUGCUGAACAACGGAAUCCUCUUCAGGAGUACCAGGUGGCUCAUAUUCCUGGUGCUCUAUUCUUUGAUGUUGAUGGAAUAUCUGACAGAACAUCCAGCUUGCCGCACAUGCUGCCUUCUGAAAAGGCAUUUUCUGCUGCUGUAUCUUCGCUUGGAAUCUACAACAAAGAUGGGAUAGUAGUUUAUGAUGGAAAGGGACUAUUUAGUGCUGCUCGUGUUUGGUGGAUGUUUCGUGUUUUUGGACAUGAUAAAGUUUGGGUGUUGGAUGGUGGUUUGCCCCAAUGGCGUGCUUCUGGGUAUGAUGUUGAAUCAAGUGCCUCUAGUGAUGCCAUAUUAAAAGCCAGUGCUGCUCGUGAAGCAAUUGAGAAAGUUUAUCAGGGGCAGUUGGUUGGUCCCUCCACAUUCGGAGCAAAGUUGCAACCUCAUCUUAUUUGGAAUCUUGAUCAGGUUAAAGAGAACAUUGAUGCCAAGACACAUCAGCUUAUAGACGCUCGAGGAAAGCCUAGAUUUGAUGGUGCAGUUCCAGAGCCACGCAAAGGAAUAAGAAGUGGACAUGUGCCUGGGAGCAAAUGUGUUCCUUUCCCUCAGUUGCUUGACAGUUCACAAAAGCUGCUACCUCCAGAAGAGCUCCGUAAACGGUUUGAACAAGAAGGUAUAUCACUUGAUCAACCCCUCGUGACCUCAUGCGGUACUGGUGUGACAGCGUGUAUAUUAGCUCUGGGCCUCCACCGCCUCGGCAAAACCGAUGUUCCUGUAUAUGAUGCAUCAUGGACUGAAUGGGGAGCCCAUCCUGACACUCCAGUUGCCACUGCUGCUUAGUACCAGCUAGUCUUCUAUGGAAGGAAGAAAGCGAAGGAAAUUGAAGAGGUCAGCUAUACAUGUGAAUUAUUAUGAGCUGUUAAUCUACCUUUCUGAAGUCCCUUUUAUAUGGUGGGACAUUAAUAAAUGAGAACAAUAUGCUGAAAGUGUCUCUUUAUGCCGUUGUGUUGUGGUGUUCUGUAACUCAUGUUCAUCACCAGUCAAAAAUGAACAGCCGACUGCAGUAAAAAAAAACGUAGCAUAAUUCUCCACUGAAAUUUAUCGAUAUAAA
Messenger RNA from Oryza brachyantha (malo sina), 1607 nucleotides. Its product is annotated as thiosulfate/3-mercaptopyruvate sulfurtransferase 2-like. The transcript has 12 exons. Bases 122 to 1336 code for a protein of 404 amino acids. Gene Ontology annotation, molecular function: thiosulfate-cyanide sulfurtransferase activity. Lineage: Eukaryota; Viridiplantae; Streptophyta; Magnoliopsida; Poales; Poaceae. Gene Ontology annotation, biological process: transsulfuration. The record is from RefSeq and is a predicted model, not a curated record. Gene Ontology annotation, cellular component: mitochondrion.